Quercus lobata is the source of this 2355-nucleotide messenger RNA. Its product is annotated as inorganic phosphate transporter 1-4. Gene Ontology annotation, biological process: transmembrane transport; phosphate ion transport. The transcript has 2 exons. Gene Ontology annotation, cellular component: membrane. Gene Ontology annotation, molecular function: phosphate transmembrane transporter activity. The record is from RefSeq and is a predicted model, not a curated record. NCBI's taxonomy places the organism in Eukaryota, Viridiplantae, Streptophyta, Magnoliopsida, Fagales, Fagaceae. Bases 238 to 1866 code for a protein of 542 amino acids.
UAAAUAUAAGGUUCCGCCUUCUCGUUUGCUCACCACCAUCUCUAAUAUUCUCUUUCGCAUCCUUUGCUCUGCUCACUUGCUUGCUCUCUUUCCAACAAACACACCUUUUCUCUCUCUCUCUCUCCGUUUUCCACUCUUUCUUUGCUUCGGAUUCUCAGAUACAUAAAAAAGCUUCAGAGAAGCACUCUUGUGAGAAACAGAGUGAAGAGUUUUAAAGAUUUUGAGUGACCAAACACCAUGGCCAAGGACAAUUUACAGGUGCUAAAUGCGCUUGAUGUAGCAAAAACACAAUGGUAUCAUUUUACUGCAAUCAUCAUUGCUGGAAUGGGAUUCUUCACCGAUGCAUAUGAUUUAUUUUGCAUCUCUCUUGUGACAAAGUUGCUUGGCCGCAUAUACUACCAUGUUGAUGGAGCAGCAAAGCCUGGCACGUUGCCUCCCAAUGUCUCAGCUGCUGUUAAUGGUGUAGCAUUCUGUGGAACUCUAGCUGGUCAGCUCUUCUUCGGGUGGCUUGGAGAUAAGAUGGGCCGGAAGCGAGUCUAUGGUAUGACUCUCAUGCUCAUGGUUAUAUGCUCUGUUGCUUCAGGUCUUUCCUUCGGCCACAAUGCAAACUCUGUCAUGGCAACACUUUGCUUCUUCCGGUUCUGGCUUGGUUUUGGAAUUGGUGGUGACUACCCACUUUCUGCCACCAUCAUGUCCGAAUAUGCUAAUAAAAAGACUCGUGGUGCCUUCAUUGCUGCAGUCUUUGCUAUGCAGGGCUUUGGAAUUAUGGCUGGUGGUAUAUUUGCAAUUAUUAUUUCAUCCGCAUUUAAGGCCAGGUUUGACGCUCCAGCCUAUGAGGUUGAUGCACCUGGCUCAACUGUUUCACAAGCAGAUUUUGUUUGGAGGAUUAUUCUAAUGGUUGGAGCACUUCCUGCUGCACUCACUUAUUACUGGAGGAUGAAGAUGCCUGAAACAGCCCGUUACACAGCCCUUGUUGCCAAGAAUGCAAAACAGGCUGCAUCUGAUAUGUCAAAGGUCCUUCAGGUUGACCUUGAAGCAGAACAACAAAAGGUAGAACAAAUAACUGAAAAACCAGCCAAUGCAUUUGGUUUGUUCUCAAGGGAGUUUCUUCGUCGCCAUGGACUUCACUUGCUUGGGACAACAAGCACAUGGUUCUUGCUUGACAUUGCAUUUUACAGCCAAAAUCUGUUCCAAAAGGAUAUUUUCAGUGCAAUUGGAUGGAUUCCUCCUGCAAAGACCAUGAAUGCCAUCGAGGAGGUUUAUAGAAUUGCAAGGGCACAAACACUGAUUGCUUUGUGCAGUACUGUCCCAGGGUACUGGUUUACAGUGGCUUUCAUUGACAAGAUAGGAAGGUUUGCUAUCCAACUGAUGGGUUUCUUCUUCAUGACAGUGUUUAUGUUUGCCCUGGCCAUUCCAUACAACCACUGGACUCAUAAGGAUAACCGCAUUGGAUUUGUGAUGAUGUAUUCGUUAACUUUCUUCUUUGCAAAUUUCGGGCCUAAUGCCACCACAUUUGUUGUGCCAGCUGAGAUUUUCCCGGCUAGAUUGAGGUCUACUUGCCACGGCAUAUCAGCAGCAUCUGGGAAACUUGGGGCUAUGGUUGGUGCAUUUGGGUUUUUGUAUUUGGCUCAAAGCCAGGACAAGACCAAAACAGAUGCAGGGUACCCUGCUGGAAUUGGAGUGAAGAAUUCACUCCUUGUGUUGGGUGGAAUCAACUUCUUGGGAAUUUUGUUUACUUUCUUGGUGCCUGAAUCGAAAGGUAAAUCUUUGGAGGAGAUGUCUAGGGAGAAUGAGGAUGAAAAUGGAGAAGGUCCAGAAUUGGAACAAACAUCUUCUUUUAAUAGCAGGACAGUUCCUGUUUAUUAGGUUGGCUCAGUGAGCAAUUGCUCACCAUUAAACCCCUCCUACAUUUUCAUUGAGAGAAGGACGAUUGUUAUAUUUUGUUCUUCUUCUUGUCCGUAAGCAGUUUCUUAGAAUAAGUCAUUUCACAUCUUGGCAAGAGGCGUCAACUGCGUCAUUUUCUUGUACUUAUUGUAGUUUGUUCUUUUGCUUAAUCUUGCGUAGCAUAAGAACUUUUCUUUGUUGUUUCUUGCCCUAAAAAAAAAAAAAUCGAAUAAUUUCUUACCAGAGGGCUAUCUCCUGCAUUUUUUUUAUUUCUUUUUUCACUUAGACAUGGAGAAUAGAUAAUAUGUCCUGCAUAGUCUGAAAGCAUUUCAGGUGCUUGUUGAUGGAUCAACUAAUAGGCUCCAUUUGUGAUUAAACAACAUUGAUAGGUCAAAAAGGUGGAAAAAAGCUGUACAAUUUAUCCAAAACAUAUAGGUAUAUGAUCAAGCCUUAUUUAAGAGAUUAUUUGAA